Molecule: messenger RNA, 2832 nt
Organism: Exophiala dermatitidis NIH/UT8656
Lineage: Eukaryota; Fungi; Ascomycota; Eurotiomycetes; Chaetothyriales; Herpotrichiellaceae
Product: protein transporter sec24
Exons: 3
Coding region: 1-2832 (943 amino acids)
Biological process (GO): COPII-coated vesicle cargo loading; endoplasmic reticulum to Golgi vesicle-mediated transport; intracellular protein transport
Cellular component (GO): endoplasmic reticulum exit site; COPII vesicle coat
Molecular function (GO): zinc ion binding; SNARE binding
Source: RefSeq, a predicted model, not a curated record
AUGUCGCAACCUUACACUCAGCCUGGUGUUCCGGGUCAAGAUGGGUACGGGCAACAACCAGUUGCAGGACAAGCAUACGAAAACUACGAGACGAUACCUGCAGCCGGCGUACCACCUACGACUUCACCAGCACCAGCAGCAGGACACACUCAUGGCGGGCGAAAGAAGCGUGCAUAUGCUGGACAGGCGUAUGAGUUCGGCGCGGGAGCCAAUGCUGCUCUGGGUGGCCAGCAACAAGCUGGCGGAGCAUACACUGGUUACUCUGCCCAGCAAGAUGCGGCCGGUUACCCUCAAGGAGGUUAUCAGCAAAACCCUGUCGCGGUUCAACAAGGCGCAACGCCGCUGUAUCCUGGACAGGAUCCGGCGACAUUGGGCGGGUAUCAGCCUCCUGCGGCAGGAUAUCCUACUGCGGGAGGUGUACCAGGUUUGAGCCAGCAGUUUGGUCAAAUGGACAUAAACCAGAAGCCUCCAAUCGCCGCGGCACCUCAGCAGCAGCAACGCGCCCCGGUGUUGAACCAGCUUUACCCCACGGAUCUGUCGAAUCAGCCUCUCAAUGUUGCGGAGCUGGACUACCCACCGCCCCCUGCUGUUCUUCCCCCCAAUUCUAGCGUUACGCCGUCUCCGUACGCCAACUGUCCUCCGAAAUACGUUCGCUCGACUCUAAACGCCGUGCCAACAACGCAUUCCCUCCUCAAGAAGUCCAAGCUGCCUUUCGCGCUCGUUAUACAGCCGUAUACCUCCCUACACGAUGUGGAAGACCCGGUGCCCAUUGUGCCUGACCAGGUUAUAUCACGUUGCAGACGCUGUCGGUCAUAUAUUAAUCCAUUCGUGACUUUCCUGGACCAUGGGCAUCGAUGGCGAUGUAACAUGUGCAACCUGACCAAUGAUGUCCCGCAAGCCUUUGAUUGGGAUGCGGCCGCCCAAAAGCCCCUUGACCGAUGGCAGCGGCCCGACUUGAAUCACGCUGUCGUUGAAUAUAUCGCCCCACAAGAGUAUAUGGUUCGACCGCCCCAGCCGCUCGUCUACCUCUUCCUCCUCGAUGUGAGCUACGCCGCUGUAACGAGUGGGCUGUUGGCGACGACUGCUAGGUGCAUUCGAGAGAGUCUGGACCGCAUUCCGAACGCCGACCGACGGACCAGACUGGGCUUCAUUGCUGUCGACUCAAGCCUUCAUUUCUUCAACAUCCCUCGUGAUGGUACUGAAAAUGCACAGACCAGCAUGCUUGUCGUCAGCGACCUGGAGGAGGCAUUCCUGCCGACACCUGCAGAUUUGCUUGUCACUCUGUCCGAGUGCCGGGAAAAUAUCGAAAACUUCUUGGACAAGCUCCAAGAGAUGUUUCAAAACACCCAGAAUGGAGCAUCGGCUAUGGGGUCGGCACUUCGCGCAGGUCACAAGCUGAUCGGACCGGUUGGCGGUAAGAUGACAGUAGUGACAGCUUCACUUCCCAAUAUCGGGCAGGGCAAACUUGAGAUGCGCGAAGACAAGAAGUUGUUAGGCACCUCGAAGGAGAGUAGCUUGCUCCAAACGCAAAACAGCUUCUACAAAAGUUUUGCGGUGGAAUGCUCGAAGCAGCAGAUCUCGGUCGACAUGUUCCUGUUCUCGUCACAAUAUCAAGAUGUCGCUUCGCUGAGCAACCUUCCUAGGUACACUGGUGGACAAACCUAUUUCUAUCCAGGUUGGAACGCCGCGCGAGAAGAAGACGCCAUCAAAUUCGCCAAAGAGUUCUCGGAUUAUCUAUCUGCAGAGAUUGGUCUCGAGGCUGUUCUUCGUGUCCGUGCCACAACCGGUCUGAGGAUGAGUACUUUCUACGGAAACUUCUUCAAUCGCAGCUCCGACUUGUGCGCAUUCCCGGCCUUUCCAAGAGACCAGAGUUACGUGGUGGAAGUGGCGAUUGAUGAGACGAUUACGAAACCUGUUGUCUGUAUGCAAAGUGCGGUUCUACACACCACGUGCAACGGAGAACGACGUAUCCGAGUCAUGACCUUGGCCCUACCUACCACGCAACAAUUGGCUGACGUGUACGCGUCCGCGGAUCAGCAAGCCAUCACUGAAUACUACAGCCAUAGAGCUGUAGAGCGUGUCCUGAGUAGCGGCCUCGACAGCGCCCGCGACAUGCUCCAGAACAAAUUGAUCGAGCUGUUGGCGACUUAUAAAAAGGAGCUUGCUGGUGGUAGCAUGGGUGGAGGGGGCUUGCAAUUCCCGGCCAACCUUCGUGCUCUCCCUGUGUUGUUCCUUGCUCUUACCAAGCACUUGGGACUGAGGAAAUCGUCGCAGAUUCCUAGUGAUAUGCGAUCGGCUGCAUUGUGUUUGCUGUCAACACUCCCCUUGCCAUUGAUGAUCCAGUACAUCUAUCCAAAGAUGUUCUCUCUGCACGACAUGCCGGACGAUGCAGGAACGGUGGAUGAGAAGACCGGAGAGAUCAUUCUUCCUCCGCCAAUCAACCUCUCGUCCGAACGGAUAGUGCCGUACGGCCUGUAUUUGAUCGACGAUAGUCAGACACAGUUCCUUUGGGUGGGCCGCGAUGCAGUUCCACAACUGAUCAUGGACGUGUUCGGGCUGCCCGAUAAGAGCCAGCUGAAGGUUGGCAAGCAACGCUUGGCAGAGCUUGACAACGACUUCAGCGAGCGGGUUCGAGCAGUGAUCUCUAAAAGCAGGGACCACAGGUCGAAAGGCGUAGGAAGCAUCGUGUACCCUCAUCUCUACGUAGUGAGGGAGGACGGUGAACCGGGACUGAGACUAUGGGCUCAGACCAUGCUUGUGGAAGAUCGAGCGGAUCAAGGAGUCAGCCUUCAGCAAUGGAUGGGAAUGCUACGCGAAAAGGUCAUGCAAUAG